AUGUCUUCAAAGUCGGCAUUAAGCGUGGUGCUGUCUCCCCGAGCCAGUCCUGAUAUCAAAGUGCCCAAGUUCAUCUAUGGUACGGCUUGGAAGAAAGAGAGGACGGCCGAGCUGGUGUAUCAAGCCAUCAAGGCCGGCUUCAGAGCUAUCGACACCGCGGCUCAGCCAAAACAUUACAACGAGAAAGGCGUGGGAGACGGGAUCAGGAGGGCUAUCGAAGAAGGAGUGGUGCGAAGGGAGGAUCUGUUUAUCGAGUACCUUGAAGUAUCGAGAUCCUCGACAUCCCCUGCUGCUGCCGCUGCUGCUGCUGCUGCUGCUGCUGCUGCUGCUGCUGGCUCUCCGGCUAUCCAAACCAAGUACACCCCCCCCUCCGGGCAGGACCCUAAAAACAUGCCCUACGACGCCACCUCCCCCGUGGAGGAGCAGAUCAUCAACACCCUCUCAUCCUCGCUCACAAACCUCACGUUUCCUCUCACAGUCCAAGAGCCCUACAUCGACUCUGUAGUCUUGCACUCCCCGCUCCCCACCCCAGAGCUCACCCUGCAAGCCUGGCGCACCCUCUCCUCCUACGUGCCCACCAAGAUCCGCUCCCUGGGCAUCUCAAACACCACCCUACCAAUCCUGAAAUCACUUGCCUCAUCCAUGACGUCGAACCCCGGUCUCCCAUCCCCGGCGUUCGUGCAGAAUCGCUUUUACGGGGACACGUCCUACGAAGUGCCGCUGAGGAAGUUCUGCAGGGAGAACGGGAUCGUGUUUCAGAGCUUCUGGACACUGACUGGUAACCCGGUGUUGCUGAGGAGUCAUGUGGUGCAGGAGGUUGCGAGCGCGUUGGAAGGGAAGGUGGAGAGCGGUGAGGAGAAGGCUGUUGCGCUCUAUGGGCUGGUCUCUGGACUCGGAGGCGUGGCUGUGUUGAACGGGACGACGAACCUAGCGAGGAUGAGUGGGGACCUGCAAGGUUUGGAGGUAUUGAAAGAGCUGGUGGAGGGUGAAUGGGCGGAGAAGUGGGAGGCUUGGAUGAAGGGGUUCAAGGGGGUCAUUGGAGAGCAAGACUAA
Drepanopeziza brunnea f. sp. 'multigermtubi' MB_m1 is the source of this 1053-nucleotide messenger RNA. Lineage: Eukaryota; Fungi; Ascomycota; Leotiomycetes; Helotiales; Drepanopezizaceae. The record is from RefSeq and is a predicted model, not a curated record.